Molecule: messenger RNA, 2764 nt
Organism: Chara braunii
Lineage: Eukaryota; Viridiplantae; Streptophyta; Charophyceae; Charales; Characeae
Source: the annotation of a GenBank genome assembly
UUAGACGCUCGUCGUUUUCGUCCCGCGGCAGCAGAACCUCUCGUUUCUGGCCAGCAUGAACCACCUUUUUUUCGUGAAGAUGCUGGAAGGGAAGUGGGUGAGGAAGAGUCAACAGAAGAAAAGCUUCCCCGUCGGGAAUAAUUUGUACACGGAAGACGACCGGAUGUACAUACUCUUCAAAGGCGACGAUUUGCGCGCAAACACGCCCGUCGUUUACGAGGGGAAACUGCCUCCUGACGCCGCUGCUGCAGUGCGGCUGCCGCAGAAGGUUACGCAAACGUUUGUGUUCGACAUCCCGUUCAACCCUUGCGAUUGGUCGCAUGUCUCGCCUACGCAUCGGGGCAGUGUGUACGGGGACAUGGAACGCAACUCCACGCACUUCGUUAAUCUUCUCGAGUCUGUCACCAAGAAGUGGGACAGUGUAGUCUUCCUGGGGAAGCCACACGCGCGAUCCGUGAGGGAACUGCUGAAGGCAGGAUGGCACGUCAUCGCAAUGGAAGGGAACUCUGAGCUCUUGCAAUUUACAAUUGAUCUCGUCAAAACCGAGGUCAAUUCGGGUGCCCACAUUUGUGAGUUCAUGGUCGUCGACGAGUCUCGCCCUCGCGCGUGGAACAACAAGACGGACAUGUGGUUCAAGUUGAGUGUGAGGAAGCGGAACAAGAUAUACGACUUCUUAUUCCUGCGAACGCGGCCCAACAGAGACACUGACGCCGAUUACUCCUCCUUGAUCUCCACGGAAGAUGAGGAGACCACCGACAUCGAGUUCGAUGCGACCGCGAACGAGGAGGGCAGCGACACCGAAAGCCUCGACCUGCAGUACGGCCCGCAUCCCGGGCAGCACACAACAGGGUCUUCCUUCGCAGGUCCGUCAACAAGCCCGACAUCCCUCGUGUCACCGAUGGCGAAAGCGGCGCCUGGCACUACCCCGAUGAAGCUGCUGCAGAGAAUGCAAGCUCUGGCCUCCGACCAUCGCUCAUUGCGUCCUGGGUCUGACAUCCCGGCCGAUCAUCUGUCUUGGAAGGAUGCCAACAUUCACUUCCUGCCUGAGCCUCAAAGUCGUUCCACGGAGGCGGACUGGGGCCAUGACAUGAUUUGGCAUCCAGGAGUCAUCCAGCCGGCGAUCCAAAAGGGUGAGUGGAUCGUGGCCGUCGUUGUUCCGGACGGAGGUUGGGUGCCCCUCCCUCGCGGGUCGAAGUCUGACUUCCUCGACGUCGCUAGAAUUGCGGUCCUCCAGAAAGUCAGGGCCGAGAAUGACUCUUUCGCACCCGAAGACCUGUCCGUCAUUUCCACAGUCGGGCGAUUGUUCACCGAACUUCAGGAGAAGUGCUGGUUGGAGCUGACGGAGGACUACUACGACCUCGAUACGAGCCCCUCGAAGGGAAGGGUGGACUGGAAAAUCCCUCCUCCCAGUGGGACGCAUGGUGGUGGGGGAGGCCUUCGGGCGUCAGCAGUCUACCGGUCCCGUUCCGGCAAGCUCGGCACAGCAGCGGAAGUGCCCACUUCAUCCGCCGGCUCGGAGAUGGCGGCCUUGGUUGCUCUCCGUGCCGGCUCGGUCGAAACGUUCAAGUCCGUCGGGAUCCGAACUUCAAUGCUUGCAGAGCGGACGAAGAGGACGGACGCGCAGAGCUUGUCAGGAGCGGGGGUGGCGAGUCGUGAUCCCAAAAUGGACAGCGGUGCGGUGAGGGACGAGACUGCGCCACCUGCGGGGGACAGCCAACCGCUUCGGACGGAGCGAGAGGGUACGUGUGGAGGGCCCAGCGACAGGGAGACGGCGAAGUUUGCCGGGAUCCGAACUUCUUCAGGCAAUGGGGGCCAACCGGGGUUUGUCGUGCCGGCAGGAGGGGCUGCGUGCGGCGAGCGGGAAGGGCAUUCGUCAAAAUUUGACACGGGUUCGGGCGAAGUGGCUGGAUUGCAUGCACGGGAAGAAGGCAGGGUGAUGGACAAAGAGAAGGAAGGGGAGGAAGGAGACACAGGGGAGAAAUUGGAGGAAGGAGGGGAGGAAGGGGAGGAAGAAGAGGAUGAAGGGGAGGAAGGACAGGAAGGGGAAGAAACGGAGUUGGCUGGGUGGCAAGGAGGGAAGGACGGAGAAAAAGGUGAACUCGAUACAGGAGACGGCGAACGGACGUUCGGCGACGACGAUGACAGAUCCGGGGAGUCGUCUGACGGAUUCGGGCAGCUGUACGGAGAACAUCGCGAGGAAGACGACGACGACGAUGACACGACACUGGGUAUGGAGACACAGGUGGUCACAAGCCUUUCGGCAGAACGUGAUGACUAUGAGGUCGAAGCAAUGACGUCUGUCGUCGAUCUCCAACAACGGUUCAACGACACUAGUGUUGCCGUCAGCCUGAAUAAACCGAGUGUGCGUAUUGACAUCGAAGAAGUUAUCGACGGCAUCCUGGGCGACCACCACAUGUCCGCGCAACCAUCCUCUACGCCUGGUGUCGACGACCCUCUCGAUGUCAAACCUUCCGGGGGAUCUGUCGUGGCUUUGUCGCCGAUGAAUUCUCCGAUGCUGCCGCCGACCAUCGCCAGCGGAGGAGAAGGCGAGAUCGGGGGACGACAAGAUGUCACAUCCCCGAAAAAAAUUGUCGCCGGCACUCGAGCUCUCGACGUGCUGGCCUUGCCCACGCCAACUUCGCCGAUUAAAGAGCAGAGAGACAAACCAGCUGGUAAGCAGUGACAAAUGCAACUCUGUCUGUGCGCCAGUGACCGCAGUGUCUGUCGAUGCGGGGAGUUCCUGAUGCCGGUAUGCUACAGCCAC